Molecule: messenger RNA, 864 nt
Organism: Wickerhamiella sorbophila
Lineage: Eukaryota; Fungi; Ascomycota; Dipodascomycetes; Dipodascales; Trichomonascaceae
Exons: 1
Coding region: 1-864 (287 amino acids)
Source: RefSeq, a predicted model, not a curated record
AUGCCUGCCACUAAGCGCCGUCACCAACAAGUAAAGAUCGAAAGUCGGUCUGCAAGUCCCGAAAUUAAAGAGAAGGAAGACGUCAACAAGCUUCUCAUCUCCGCCUGCGUCAAAGUCUUGUCGCGUGUGCACCCGAAAGGAAUGACUAGUAAAGAGCUUUCUGCAGAGCUGCUGGGCGACUCCACGUUGUCUCUGCCGUCUAAUCUGUCAUCCACCACCCUUUCGUCCCGGCUGAAUGGACUGUUUCGAAAGUACCACGGGGACAGCCCCGAGCCUACUGAUGACCAGCUGAGUGUUCUACCGAUUCGACGAGAGACCAGCUCAGACUUGCCAAAGCGAUUGGUUUAUACGUAUUGCGAGCCUGAGUACUCCGAAGCCAACGAGCCGGUGACCCCGCCAGCCGACGAACACGAGCCGGUUGCAAAGCGCCCGCGUUUCGAAGAACGUGAAGAGGCGCGCGAAGAGGUUACUUUCACUUCCCCAGUGUCACAUACCCCGUCAGAAUCCGGCUCUGCGUCUGAGAUUGAUCAGGUCGAGCCCGUGCCCGAACUGGAGAGAGUCGGCAGCGAUGUGUCUGACCUAAUCUCAGAGCCGGGCGAGCCCACCCCUUCUGCACAUACUGAUGCGCCCAACCAGGCAGCGGAAACGCUAGAAUCUGUCUUGUCGCGCAUUCCUUCCAUCGCCGGCCGCCCCAUGAACAAAGUCAAUCUCUACUAUGAUGCUCUGGGCACCGAAGCUCUGUCGGCAGUCUUAAAUUCAGGACCGUACCCCCUCGAGCUUUCGUCCUGGAACAUUGACUUCACCAGCGAGUUCGUCUUGCCAGAAUCCGUCGCACCCGAAGACCUCGAUUCUUUCUUGUACUAG